Messenger RNA from Hemicordylus capensis (graceful crag lizard), 2722 nucleotides. RefSeq names its product sodium channel and clathrin linker 1 (gene SCLT1). The record is from RefSeq and is a predicted model, not a curated record. Gene Ontology annotation, biological process: clustering of voltage-gated sodium channels; cilium assembly. The transcript has 22 exons. The coding region runs from base 256 to 2343 and encodes 695 amino acids. Gene Ontology annotation, cellular component: centriole. NCBI's taxonomy places the organism in Eukaryota, Metazoa, Chordata, Lepidosauria, Squamata, Cordylidae.
UAAGGGUUUUCCCUGCGCUCCACGGCCGGCGGACUUUCAAUAGUCUGUGCAGUGGCUUGCAGAGGGAGUGGGUGGGUUUAUCUGCCACGGCUUUGUAGAACAGCGGAGGGAAUAGGCGGGUUCUCUGGGAAAGAACGGUUUAUAUAAUACCAAAGUGCUUACUCUAAAGUAGCCCUACUGAGUUCAGUUGGAUUUAUUGCCAGGUUUUUUCUCUUUGCUGGGCGAGAAGGAAAUUACUCUGCUUGAAACCUUCCCAUGUUCAUGUCUAGAUUAAACAUUCCAAUGGCAACAGAAACUGAUUCUCCAAGAGAUCAAUAUCAAAACAUAAAUGAGGUGCUCAGACAGCGUCAGGAAGUGAAUCUUCCAAGAACCACCUCUGUACAGGAAAGUGCCUUCAGAGCUGAUCAUGCAAUGGAGUCUCAGUUGAUAGACCAAAGUUUACUAUCCUCGCUAGUUGGUGAAUAUGACAAACAUCUGGAGGAAAUGAGUGAACAACUGACACAUUGUCAGGUGCAAAUGGCAGACUUGAGGCUGAAACUUGAACAAGUCAUCAAGGAAAAUGAAAGAUUGCACGAAGAACUGAAAGAGGCUGUUGAAAAGCAGUUGGAAGCCCUGCCAUCUGGUUCUGCUUCUGGGGAUGUAACAUUUAUGGAAGAAAACCUAGUAAGAAACCUCCAAGAGCAGUUGCAACUAGCAAAUAAAGAGAAAGAACAUGUACUAGAACUUUGGCAGAGUGCAUCUCAGGAAUUGGAGCGAUUUCAGCAGAUAUACCAGGAACAUAUGACAGAAGCACAGAUUCAUGUUGUUGAAAGGCAAAAACAAAAUGAUCAAUUGACAAGCUUUCAGCAACUAACAAAGCAACUGCAUUUAGCCAAUGAAAAAACAGAGGCGAUUAACCAGGCAUUUCUGAAGACUGUCAUGGAACAGAAUGUAGAACUGGAACAGCUGCACAAGAAGCAGAGGCAAUCCAAAUUGGACUUGAGAACAGCACUUACAAAGGUUGGUGAAAUGAUCAAACUAACUGAGGAUCUUCAGACCCAGAUGAGGAGAAAGGAAGAAGAUGUCCUACUCGCUCAGAGAAGAGAGGAAGCAGCAGAUAAACGCUUACAGGAAUUGCAAUCUAGCAUAAAACAGUUGGAAACAAGGUUAUGUGUAGCGGCCCAAGAUUCUGAACACCUAAGAACAGAAAGAACAAAUCUAGAAGACCAGAUCAGAGAACUUCAAGCAAAGUGUGUUGAUACAGAACGGGAGAAAUAUGAUGCUAUAGAAAAGGCCCGCGAGAGCAUGCAGCUCUUAGAGGAAGCUAACUUGCAAAUGAAUCGGGCAAAGAUAGGUGAGAAACAAAAAGAGGAAGAAAUCAAAAAUAUGAAAGAGACUAUUUCUCAGCUGCUUCAAAAUUCGCUUUCCAAUACUAGAAAGGAAGUAGAGAAGGAAAGAAAAAGAUACAAAAUACAGAUUUCCCGAUUAGAAGAAGAACUUGCAGCACUUCAAAUGGAAUGUGGAGAAAAGCAGAGUCAAAUUGAGCGGGCUGUUAGAGAACGGCGAGCAGUGGAAGAAGAACUUGAGAAGAUAUAUCGUGAAGGCAGAGGAAAUGAAGGUGAUUUUAGAAAACUGGAAGAACUUCACCAGAGGUGUCUGGUUGCUGAACGUGCGAAAGAUGAACUUCAGUUGAGUCUGCAAACAGUACAAAACAAAGUUAGACAAUUGGAAAUGAACUGUGAGGAAGAGCUAGGCCGUUACCAGGAAAUGAUCCAGAAGUUGCAAAGUACUCUGGAUUCAGAAAGAGAGAACUGUGGCUCUGUCAGUGAGGAGCGGUUAAAACUCCAGCAAGAAAAUGAACAGUUGCAAAAAGAAAUGGAGGGUUUGAGAAAGCUGGCCAUAGAGGCACAACAAACUGCAAAAUUAAAGAUAAGUACAAUGGAGAAUGAACAUUUAAUAAAAGAACAUGGGUUUGAAGUUCAACUGAAAGAAAUGGAGGAUGUAAGUCUAAACUCCACUGCUGAGCUAAGACGCCUGUUGAUAGCUCAACAGAAAGCAACUAAUCGAUGGAAGGAAGAAACAAAGAAACUUACAGAAAGAACAGAAACCAGAAUAAAUAAUUUAAAAAGUGAGCUGAGUCGUCAGAAAAUUCAUACCCAGGAGUUACUAUGUCAGCUGGAAAGAGCAAAUGAAAAAGUUAUUGAGAAUGAAAAAUUAAUGAUGGAGCAUCAAGAAAAAGUCAACAGACUUCAAAGGCAACUAAGCCAGUCAGAAGAGAGGGCAGCUACAGCAUCUCAACAGCUCAGUGCAAUUACCAUACAGAGGAAAAAAGCAGCCUCCUUGAUAGACCUGGAAAAUAUUUAAGAGUAAUGUAUUGUUCUUUCCUAUAGUUUAUAAGUUGAGCUGUUGGAGAAGAGCAGGGAUGGAGCAUUAAGUACUAUCAUGCACCAAGUGAUAUGUUUUCUUCUCUCUGUUCAAGCAACAUGGAAUUGUUGCAGAAAUGUACACUGUGGCUUCUUCACAACAAAUAUGAAGAGGACAUUUGCAAAAAAAUACAUAAUGAAUGAAAGCAAAGCCAGAUGCAAAACUUACUUCCUUUUCUUAAUGUAUAAGUUAUACAUAUCAUACUAAACUAUGCUUUGUUUUUUUAAAGUGGCAAACCUAACUGUGGAUUGAAAACUUAUUGUACAACUGAUUUUUAUAUUUUAUACUUUUUCAGUUUUAAUAAACAGGUGUUUCUGGA